This is a messenger RNA of Pelobates cultripes (western spadefoot toad), 36007 nucleotides long. The record is from the annotation of a GenBank genome assembly. NCBI's taxonomy places the organism in Eukaryota, Metazoa, Chordata, Amphibia, Anura, Pelobatidae.
AUGGCUUCUAUGAUGCUGAGCGCCAACCCCGUUUAUUUUUAUGACCAGGUACGGCCUAUUUCACACAUUAUAGGACUUAUUGGUUUAUUCGCUAAAAACAAAAUUGUAGCGUAAUGAAAAGAAAAUUGCUCAAUUUAAGCUAAAUUAGUCAAACUGUCACUUUAGCGGAGUUGAAAAUUUUAGCUUUGGUUUUCAAUUUACCCUAUUUUACUGUUUAAUCAAUAAACCCCAAAAUGUUUUUUUUCUUAUUAUUUCUGAAGUGUUAUCUAAGCAACACAUUAACCUCACUAAGGUUUUAAGCAACAAUAUGUGCUCUUUUCAAACAAACUCCAGAUUCCUCAACAUUUGAGGCAAUGUUUUCUCCAAUCUUUAGUGAUUAUGUUUUAGUAUUGACUCCAAUAGAGUUAGUUUGUAGUGAUUCAUAAUAAUACCUCUGUCUGUCUCAUUAGAGAUGUUGCACUUUAGCUAAAAGGAGCAAGGUGAAUGGUUAGUGUAAUGAUUAUAUAAGAGAUUUAUCUUGUUGUCAGAUAAGCUUACACUUGAUUGGCCAUCACAGUAGUACUAAAAAUACUCUGUUAUUUAUAUGUACAUAGAGAUUUGGGAGAGAGCACAACUUUUCUUUGUUUUGUUUACAUACUGAGCUGAUAAAUACUACAGCCAAUGCUGCCGCCCAUGAGUGAUGGGAGUUUGUAUGCAAUGGCUAUUUCCCCCUAUUCUUUAUGUUUUUUGGACCAAAUCCAUGUACGCAAUAUAUUUAGGUACAGCCACAUGAUUUGUUGUUUGGCUAUUUCAUUUAACAAACAGGAGUACCUAACAGGGAAAUGAUAAUCACUAAAGUGUGCAUGCAUGUGUACAUAUGUUUAUAGUUCUAUAAAUAAUUUAAUUUUAACCUAAAAGAAACAUAGAAACAUAGAAUGUGAUGGCAGAUAAGAACCAUUCGGCCCAUCUAGUCUGCCCAAUUUUUGAAAUACUUUCAUUAGUCCCUGGCCUUAUCUUAUAGUUAGGAUAGCCUUAUGCCUAUCCCACGCAUGCUUAAACUCCUUUACUGUGUUAACCUCUACCACUUCAGCUGGUAACAUAACAUAUUAGGAAAAUAAAAUGUCAGAAUUUGCUUAUGUUUAUGCAUGAUCACAAUGUGAACUAUGGUUUGACUCAGAUGAAAACAAGAACAAUUAAGAGAACAAAGAAAAUUCCAGAGGAAUUACCGUCUGAUAUGAAGUACAUGAAUAUUAACCCACGUCUUGCAAAUUUUAUUAACAGGUAAGGUAAUUUAUUUGUAGUCAGGGAGAGAGAUAGUAUGUGUUUUAAUUCUGUGAUAUUCAACUACAAAUUGCCAAGCCUCUGCAAUAUUUGGUAUUUGCCUUCACUACAAGCAUAUUUCAAGGGAAAAGCAGAAAUUCUCCAGAUAUAGGGUAACCUAAGCACAAAUAAUAAAAGCAAAAUUUAAAAACUUGUGGACAGGGCGUGGGGACAACAGUGGUUUGGCAUAGGAGAAGCUUAUUGAGACUAGGUAGACAUUGGAGAUACUGAAGUCACUAUGUGGAUUAAAGGGACACUAUAGUCACCCAGACCACUUCAGCUCAAUGAAGUGGUCUGGGUGCCAGGUCCCUCAGGUUUUAACCCUUCAGAUGCAAACAUAGCAGUUUCAGAGAAAUUGCUAUGUUUACAUUAGGGGUUAAUCCGGCCUCUAGUGGCAGUCUUAUGGACAGCCGCCAGAGGCACAUCUGCGACGCUGGAUGCGAAUUUCGCAUCCAUCGCGCAGAGCGUCCAUAGGAAAGCAUUGAGAAAUGCUUUCCUAUGGACUCUUUGAAUCUGUGUGCGGCACUUGACGCGCAUGCGCAUUCCGCUCCACUCGGGAGCUGAUGUCGGACGGGGAGCAGAGGUCACCAGCGCCAAGGGAGCCCGGCGCAGGAUUAAGGUAAGCUGCUGAAGGGGUUUAACCCCUUCAGCGCCACAGGAGGGGACCCUGAGGGUGGGGGCACCCUCAGGGCACUAUAGUCUCAGGAAAACCGCUUUUUUUUCCUGACACUAUAGUGAUCCUUUAAUGUAUGGGUUGAAGAAGUACUCAUUACAGCUUGUCUUGCCUCUUUUGAAUGGGGGUAAUCGGUGGUAAUUCAGAAGAUCCUGUAUAGUUAUACUGAAUUAGUCCAGAAUGAAAGCCUCUCAGAAAUAGAACUGGCAUCAAAUCCAUAACUCAGAGACUGAGACCACUAGCUUAAAAAUUGCUCAGAAAUGAAGUUACAAAUUAAUUAAAAAUAAUAGUAUGUCUGUCGUAUUGAAAAUAAAUUAAUAUAACAAUAAGGGACCCUUGGACUAAUAUUAACCAGGAAGGCUAUUUCAUAAUUGCCCCCUGCCUACCCGAUCUACACUCUGCUGCGGCUUUCUUGUGCACUCAGUGUGUUGAUCAGGAAGUGCUGCCUUCUAUUUCUCUUCUGCCUUCCUGAUCGGUGCUUGCAUUUGGAUUUCCAAAUGCACCAAUUGGCCCAAAAAUGCUUUAUUGGUGAUUGAAAGAGGGACACGGCAUGCUCGCAGCACCCCUCUAUGUAUACUGAUAUGACGCUUAGCGUCAUUUCCUUUGCAGGUAGUGCUGUGUCAUCAUUGCAACCAUUCAUAGUUCUGGGAAUACAUCCUUUCUGCCCUCGUAUUCCUGACCUGUACUUUUAAGUUGUGUAGUGUAGCCGUGACACCUCCAUCACAAUUAAGUUAAAUGGAACCAUCGAUGGUCAUUUCAUGGACAUACAUCUUGCUUAUCUCUCUGUAUUUCUCUUUUUUAAUUAGCAUCAAUAAAAAUAGAAAAGGAACCUCUACUCAAGCUGAAAAAAAGCAACCACCAUUUCCAAAUGAGGACAAAGUACAAGGAGAAGAAAAACACCCCUUGUUACCAGAAAUCAAUAGUUCUAAUUCACCAAAAAAUAGUAUGGAGAAUCUUGUCCAGAAGGUGUCCCAGAUCCAGAUGGAUGAUGACCAGUUCAUGAGUCCUUUUGAAGACCAUAAAUAUGUUGCCCCAACCUUGCUCCAUGAGCUUGGGAAACUACUUUUUAUCUUCUCACAAUAUGAGAUCAUCUUCCCUCAAGGAGUGGUGAAUGUUCUCAAUUACAGCUGGAAAGAGUUAAUUGACGGAGCAGUGUAUAUCAAACGAUAUUGGCAGUCCAAGAAAGUGGCAUCAGAAAUAAGCCUACUGGAAAGUGAAAGCAAGCCACCAGGAGCAGGGACUGCACCUCAUGAAAAAGUGGACAACGCCAAGAAUAGUAAAAACAAAACCAAUGCUGCUCUGGUGGACCAUGGAAAGGAGAAGGGAAGACAGGAUGUGGUUCAAAAUAAACUGCCCGGAAACAAAUGUGAGUACAAAGGAGCUAAUCUUAAAAUUAACCUGUCAUCUACAAAUUGUGUAGAAUGUGACUAAAAGAGGGUCAAAAGAGGGUGGCAUAAGAACAGGGCAAGAGUAAAGAGAUAUAUUGACACCAAAACAACUUUAGCAGUUGUGGUGUAUAGAUCAUGCCCCUACAAUCUCACUGCACAAAUAUCUGCCAUUUGGGAGUUAAAUCUCUUCUGUUUUUUAUUCAGUCCAAGCCAAGCCUCCAUUUAAAAAAAAUGGUUUAAUUUUCAGUCAAAUCUUAUACUUACUGGUAGCAUUUUGACUUGCGUAAUCUAUAGAUGGCAUUAAAAUAAAAAUAAAAAUUUCAAAAUAUUAAUCUAUAUAAUGCUUAUCCAACAAUAUUACAUUAAGUCUCAUGUUAAACACAACACAUGUAUUUUAAUCUGCAAAACCAUCAGUAUAUGAAAUAAGCCUAAAAAUAGAUUUUAUUCCAAAAUUUGAGCUGUUUACGUUCUCAUCUGUCUUUUAUUUCCUGUUUAGCGCCGCAAAGCUUUGCGCCUCAUUUACCUGUCACUAUCAGCUUCUCAAUGUCAUCCAGAGCAUCUGAAAGCAGAGGUAGUGUCCUAUCUGUAUGUAACAAACUGGAUUGUAAACGUGCGUGUGAAAGGCACACAACAUGUACUUAUUGCAGAUAUUAAAUGUUUCCAUUAAUUAUUACGUGGAACACUCUGGACAUUAACACUUCUUUAAUGCAUUUGGCCUCAUUAAUGUGUUGUAAUUUGUGUAUCCUUAAAUGUUUGUAGUUCCUGCAAAUAAAGAAAUAAUUUGUGGAAUGCUCCACAAUAAUCCUUCCCUUUGUAGCCACGCCCCUUAUCUUUUUAUAAAGACUUCCUUAUCAGCGUACAUACACAGCUCAGCCCAUGACAGCACUGAGUGAGCUGAACAGCUGUGUUAGUAAGAGGCGAGGAGACCCAGGUAGACUGUGCUAAAUUUAAGGCCAAAAUAGCCAAAUUAGAAAAAUAUUUUGCGAGUUUUGCUACUUAAAAUUUGAAAUUCACUUUGAAUUUACUUUGACAUUCUCACUUUAGUGAUUCACCUUUUAAAAAAAAAACUUUAAAAUGUCUCUACAUGACUGUUUGUUGUUUCACUGAGUGUGUGCAGCCUGGUUGAGUUGCAAAUUAAGCAGUUUCAUUGUACAGUAUAUAGAAACUCAGCAGGACAUACAGCAAUAUCCACACGAUUUCAAUGCAUUACAUUAACUAUCCUUGGAGUGUUAUGUUUGUCUCAUGAUGAUUUCCUCUGCUCACUUGUAAUAUAAAAUGAAGCUGCUUCAUAGAAAUCACAACCCUGCUGCAGAUAGUCAAUAUGCAGAAAGUAUAUUAUUUUAUACUGUGUGUCUGCCUGUGUGGUUUCUGUUUUUAAUGAAGACUGUUAGACUUUCGUUAGAGCAGCUUACUUUUUCAUAUUCCUGAUAUGGAAGUGUUUAUUUUACCUGAAUUGGCAGAACUGGCUAAGGUGUCAGACUAAUGGUGCAGCAUUCUAUAGAUUUAAUUCUAUUUUUUCAAAAAAAAUAUAACUAUUUGAGUGUGGGAAUAAAUACAGCAUAUUAAGGAGGACAAAGGCUACCACAUGUACUUGCGUUGGUGCCUACCUUUAAUUAGUUUAAUGUCACAUUUAUUUGCUUAUAUGAUUUAUUUGGUUAAUGUGGCCGAGAGGCUUACAGAGACCCUGAAGUCACCAAAUCAGUCUAAAUGAACACUCUGGGCACCAUAACAACUUCCUAGGAAUGAAGUUGGUAUAGUGCAAUGAGGUCCCCGGGCGCUUUCUUUUUUGAAGGGGUUAGAGCCCAUAGGCUCCAGCAGUGAAUCUCCAAUGCUCCUUUCAGGAAGUGUGGAGUGCCCCCAGCCAUGAACUCCACUGAUUGGCUAGAACGGUCAGAUGGUCAAUCAAUAGCCCGCAUUUAUAGAAAAGGUAAAUACUUUUUUAUGAUGAAGUGGUUCUGGUGCCUGGAGUGUUCCUUUAAAUAUUCCUUCUGAAAUCCAACCAUAAGUUGGCUAGAACACCUUUCAAUAUGUCAAGUGUAAAUGUAUCUAACAUGUGAUGCAAUGACAGGCAGAGUGGCCAGAUUGAAUGGUUUUGCACUUGGUAAUAUAGACAUGUAAUUCUAAACAACUCUGCCUACAAUCUGUGAUAAUAAAAAAACCUAGAAACCUUUGCUAACUUUUACAAAAAAAAACAAACAAUCAGAUCUUUAUGUUUCAUUUCCUCUGUGUUUCUGAUUUAAGGAUGGAUUUUUCACAAGACAGAUACAUCAUCUGAAAUGAUGGAGUGGAAGGGCCUCGUUACCUGGGCACUGGAGAGACUGCAACUCGCUCAAAUACAAAUGUAUUGAGUAUUUCAUAUUGUUACAAACAAAGUACACUAGUUAUAUGUAACAUGUCUGUAUAAAAUGUAGAUAUCACACCACCUGCAACCUGAUAUAAUAGCAUAGCAGGGGUUUGCUAUAAUAAAAAAUAAUGAAACAAAUUAAAACAUCACAGUUUUAAUAAACACAAAAUAAAUGCUUAGAAUAACAAUUAAAAAAAGAAAUCCAUCUGAGACAGACAGAGAGGAGCUUGCACUGUGAAAAUGAGGAUUGGAGUGAGAGAACCAUUUAAAGGUAGAUCCCCAGAUGUUAUAGUACUACAACACCCAUGAUGCUUUGCAUGCCUUUAGAAUGUCUUUAGAAUGACAAGGCAUCAUGGAAACUGUAGUUUUAAAACAUAUGGGGCUCUACCUAUUGGGCAUCCCUGAUUUAAAGGGUCUUUAAAGGCCCUUUAUUGUUUAUGAAAGAAUAAUGUCCUAAUCCUCCCCCUUUCAUAAACGCUCAAAGACAAUUUUGAAAAAUGUUUUUACUUACCUUAACCCAGCGCCAGGUAAAGCUCCCGGCAUUGCUUGGCGCAUCCCAAAAUGGAAAAUUGUAGCUCAAAAUUGCAAAACUGGCAAAAUCCUUUAACUCCAAUUGUCAGUUGUUAGUUUUCUAAAAUGUAUAAUUCCCAGUUUAAACCAGGCAUUCACAAGAUUGCAAAUCAUUUCUGAUCCGGAAAAUGGGCAAGUUGUUCACUGUGUUCUUAUAUUUUAGCAUCUGCCCUUCUAAAGUGCCCAAAUCUACCGAGUUAUUUAAUAAAGUAAUUUUAUUAGGGUUAUUUAAUAAAGUGAGAAUUUCAAAUUUAAGGUCAUAGUAGCCAAACUGGAAAGCAUAUCUGACCUAGGGAAUUUUACCUAGAUUGGCAAUUUUAACCUUAAACAAGGGAGAGAGAAGACACGUGACAUUGGAGAUAAGGAAAAUAAAAAUGGCGCCAGACUAGCUCUGAUGCUAAAACCUAGCUAUGCUUCUGUCAUCUGCAAUUUCCUAAAACUUCCUUUUCAAAGAUCUGUUUUUCAGAAGUUAAUGUUUAUGAAGAAUCCUGAGAGAUUUUCCAACGUAUUAGAGUUUCCAUGUGUCGUGAUGGUGAACCAAAAUAUAUUGCUAGUUCAUUCCUCUCACAUAAUUUUUUUUUCAUUUGGACUUCUACUGUUCUACAGUAACAAGCAGUUAACGGCUUUGAAGGAGAAAGGGUGGUCCUAUCCAGUUAUUCUUCGCUAUUACAACAAAAAUAAGAAGGCACCGCAAGUAAAACUCAGAAAAACAAAUAAAUCUCCUUCGUUUUCCCUCACGGAUGGAAAGCCCCCGAUUCCUGUGAUAAAGCGGGAAAAUACCUCUUUGCAGAAACUUCAUUAUGCCCUGAUUGAUGGCUCCACCAUGGUUUAAUAUCCUUCUGAUACAGAUAAUAUCACUUUCUAUUACUGUUAUGCCUAAAAAAAAAUGUAUAUGCUUCUCACGCAAUAAGCUGAGAAAAAGCUAAAAGUUAGAAGAAUAAUAAAAAUACAUAUAUUUUGAGAGUUACAUUAUGAUGGGUAUACUGGUGUAUAAUACCCUAAGAAAAUCUCAUGUAACCCUCGUUUUCUUUUUACAUAAAAUAUUAAAGGGAUACUACAGGUUUUAGCUUAAUAAAGUAGUUUUUGUAUAUAGAUUGUGCCCCUGCAGUCUGCCAUUUAGGAGUUAAAUUACUUUUGUUUCUGUCUAUGUAGCCCUAGUCACAUCCCCCCCGACUGUGACUGACACAGCCUGCAUGAAAAAUGGUUUUAUUUGCAUUUACAGUGCCUUGCAAAAGUAUUCAGCCCCCUGGGCAUUUUUCGUGUUUUGUUGCCUCACAACCUGGAAUUAGCAUGGAUUGUUUGAGGAUUUGCAUCAUUUAAUUUACAGAACAUGCCCACAACUUUGAAGAUUUUUUCUUUUUUUUUUAUUGUGAAGCAAACAACAAAUAGGACAAAAUAACAGAAAAGGUCAAUGUGCAUAACUAUUCACCUCCCUAAAGUCAAUACUUUGUAGAGCCACCUUUUCCGGCAAUCACAGCUCCAAGUUGCUUUGGAUAAGUCUCCAUGAGCUUGCCACAUCUUACCACUGGGAUUUUUGCCCAUUCCUCCUUGCAUUCCUCCUGCUCCAGCUCCUUCAAGUUGGAUGGUUUGCACUUGUGAACAGCAAUCUUUAAGUCUGACCACAGAUUUUCUAUUGGAUUGAGGUCUGGGCUUUGUCUAGGCCAUUCCAACACAUUUACAUGUUUCCCCUUAAACCACUCAAUUGUUGCUUUAGCAGUGUGUUUGGGGUCAUUGUCCUGCUGGAAGGUGAACCUCCGUCCUAGCCUCAAAUCACGCACAGAGUGGUACAGGUUUUGCUCAAUUAUAUCCCUGUAUUUAGCACCAUCCGUCUUUCCCUCAACUCUGACCAGUUUCCCAGUCCCGGCUGCUAAAAAACAUCCCCACAGCAUGAUGCUGCCACCAUCAUGUUUCACUGUGGGGAUGGUGUUCUUUGGGUGAUGUGAUAUGUUGGGUUUGCGCCAGACAUAGCAUUUUCUUUGAUGGCUGAAAAGUUAAAUUUUAGUCUCAUCAGACCAGAGCACCUUCCUCCAUACAUUUUGGGAGUCUCCCACAUGCCACAUUUUCGCAAACUCAAAACGUGUCAUUUUGUUUUUUGCUGAAAGUAAUUGCUUUCUUCUGGACACUCUGCCAUAAAGCCCAACUCUAUUGAGCGUCCGGCUUAUUGUCGUCCUACAUACAGAUACUCCAGGCUCUGCUGUGGAACGCUGCAGCUCCUCCUGGGUUACCUUAGGUCUCUGUGCUGCCUCUCUGAUUAAUGCCCUCCUUGCCUGGUCCGUGAGUUUUGGUAGGCGGCCGUCUCUUGGCAGUUUUGCUGUUGUGCCAUGUUCUUUCCAUUUGGUUAUGAUAGAUUUGAUGGUGCUCCUGUGGAUCAUCAAAGAUUUGGAUAUUUUUUUUUAUAACCUAACCCUGACUUGUACUUCUCAACAACAUUGUCCCUUACUUGUUUGGAGAGUUCCUUGGUCUUCAUGGCAGUGUUUGGUUAGUGUUGCCUCUUGCUUAGGUGUUGUAGCCUCUGGGGCCUUUCAAAAAAGGUAUGUAUAUGCAAUGACAGAUCAUGCAACACUUAGAUUGCACACAGGUGGACAUCAUUUCACUAAUUAUGUGACUUCUGAAGGUAAUUGGUUGCACCAGAGCUUUUUAUAGGCUUCAUAACAAAGGGGGUGAAUACAUACGCACAUGCCAAUUUUCUGUUUUCUAUUUCUAAAAAUAGUUUUAUGUAUCUAUUUUUCUCAUUUCACUUCACCAACUUAGACUAUUGUGUUCUGAUCCAUCACAUACAAUUCAGAUUAAUAAAACAUUGAACUUAAGGCUGUAAUGUAACAAAUUAGGUAAAAAAUCAAGGGGGUGAAUACUUUUGCAAGGCACUGUAUACAUUAACUUGCUUUAGAAGUUUUAAUCUCCUGAUCUGUAAAUUGAACUUUAAUCACACACAGAAGGCUGUUGCAGGGUCUAGAAGGCUAUUAUCAGAGCAGAAGAUAAGUAAUUAUAAAUUAAACAGACUGUGUAAUAAAAUAAGUAUAAACAUUAGAUUAAUCUUUACAGGAAUUGUUUAGAAAGGCUGUGUAAGUCACAUGCAGGGAGGUGUGGCUGCACAAACAAAGUGAUUUAUCUUUUAAAUGGCAGAGAAUUGAGCAGUGAGACUCAUGGGAGUCCACGGGGGGAGGGGGAGAGGGGCUGGAGGGGAGGCAUAACUGGAUCACUAUAGUGUCAGGAAAACAAAGCGGUUUUCCUGACACUAUAGUGCCAUGAGGGAGCCCCCACCCUCAGGGUCCCCCUCCCGUGGUGCUGAAGGAGUUAAAACCCCUUCAGCAGCUUACCUUAUUCCAGCGCCAGGCUUCCUCGGCGCUGGUGACCUCUCUUCCCCCGCCGACGUCAGCUCCCCCGUCAGACGUCAGCAGAGCCGAAUGCGCAAAGGCUUCCUCCAGGUCGCACAGUGGUAUUCAGAUUCUGUACCGGGAAGUGCAGAUUGACGCCAGGCAUGGGUGACGCUGAUUGGCUAGAGUGGUCAGCUGACACUCUAAGCAAAUCGCUAGCUCCCAGUUCAUAAUUUUUUUAAACUUUUUUAUGAAUGGGGAGCUACUGAUUGGCUUAGAGUGCCAUCUGACAGCUCUAGCCAAUCAGCGACACCCCUACCCAGCGGCACUCUGUGCUUCCUGACACUCCGUAAAUAAAAGUGAACACAUUAACACUGAUGGGUUUUUUUACCGUCGGAGAUGAAAAGGUCCAAAGUUUCCCUGCCAGGCCCAGCUACAAAGGCCUUAUGAUGUGGUGUCCAGAAUAAAGUGGAGGGAUCACUUCACUUGUCCUUCCGGCUCCAAUCUCCUUUUAUUCUCCUUCAUUUAACAUCCCUUUCUGCUACUUUCGCUCCCUUCUGCUCAUUGCAGACCUUUUCUGUUCCUUGCUGAUCCUUCCUGCUCCUUGCUGACCCUUUCUGCUAAUUUCUGUUCCUUUCUGCUCUUUCUCCUACCUUACCUUUGUGUUCCUUCGGCCCCUUCCAGCUUCUUGCUGCCCCUUUUUGGUCCUUGCUAUCCCUUCCUGUUCCUUUCUGCUCCUUAUUCUACUUUACCUUUGUGCUUCUUCUGCCCCUUCCAGCUCCUUGCUGCCCCUUUCUGCUACUCCUGCCCCCUUCUGCUCCUUGCUGCCCCUUUCUGCUCCUUGCUGUCCCUUCCUGCUCGUUUGUGCUCCUUCUCCUACUUUACCUUUGUGCUCCUUCUGAUUCUUUCUGCUCCUUUACCUUUGUGCUCCUUCGGCCCCUUCCAGCUCCUUGCUGCCCCUUUGUGGUCCUUGCUGUCCCUUCCUGUUCCUUUCUGCUCCUUAUUCUACUUUACCUUUGUGCUUCUUCUGCCCCUUCCAGCUCCUUGCUGCCCCCUUCUGCUCCUUGCUGCCCCCUUCCUGCUCUUUUGUGCUCCUUCUCCUACUUUACCUUUGUGCUCCUUCUGAUUCUUUCUGCUCCUUUACCUUUGUGCUCCAUCUGCCCUUUCCAGCUCCUUGCUGCCUCUUUCUGCUCCUUGAUGUCCCUUCCUUCUCAUUUCUGUUCCUUCUCCUUUCUGCUCCUUCUCCUACUUUACCUUGCUGCCCCUUUCUACUCCUUCUCCUACUUUACCUUUGUGCUUCUUCUGAUUCUUUCUGCUCUUUUACCUUUGUGCUCCUUCUGCCCCUUCCAGCUUCUUGCAGACCCUUCCUGCUAAUUUCUGUCCCUUCCUGCUCCUUGCUGACCCUUUCUACUCCUUGAUGUCCCUUCCUUCUCCUUUCUGCUCCUUCUCCUACUUUGCCUUUCUGCCCCUUGUUGCCUCUUUCUGUUCCUUUCUGCUCCUUCUCCUACUUUACUGUUGCACUCCUUCUGUCCCUUCCUGCUCCUUGCAGACUCUUCUUGCUCCUUGCAGACUCUUCUGCCCCUUUCUGCUCCUUCUACUUUACCUUUCUGUUCCUUCUGAUUCUUUCUGCUCCUUUACCUUUGUGCCACUUGCAGACCCUUUAUACUCCUUGCUGACCCUUCUACUUUAGCUUUGUGCUUCAUUAAGCUAAAGUUGUUUUGGUGACUAUAGUGUCCUUUUAAUGAUGGCCUCCAUUAACAUUAAAGCACUGAAGGAUAGCCAGACUGCUUUAUAAAAUGCAUAGAAAGAUUCUGUAAUGUAUUGUUUUUGUUUAAAAACAUAUUCCCUGAUAAUACCUUAACAAACUGCUGUCUAAUUAUCCGUCUGGACAUCUAGCUGUGUGUCAGAGCUCCUCUGGGCUGCCCUGUGGAGGAUUUUACAGCAAUAUAUUCUCUUCAGAGCAGGUCAUGCUGGGAACAUUCACCCCUUUUGGACAUGGAAGUGUCUGCUUCCCUGACAGGUUAGCAUCACUAUUGAAUAUGGAAAAUGGAUUCAAUCAUAUGUAAUGGAUCACACAAUAGAUUGUACAUUCCAUUAUAGCAUUUUGUAGGUUGCUGUGUCUAGCUGCCACUCACAGCUGCUACUCACUAAGCAUCUUGUGACCGAGGUUGUUUUGUCCAUAUCCUACCUAGGCUGAGCCACUUUCCGCCACAGCUGAAUUUUAUGUUUCGCCGUCUGGCAGGAGAUUCAGUUUCCCCAACUCUUCUACUGCUAACAGAUGUUAACUUGUCAUCUUUUAAAACGACUCUGUUACUUGUUUUUUUUUUUAUCUGUUGGUCAUGUCUCAAAUCCCCCUUGCAUGCACCGUUUUUAAAGUUAUUUAUUUAUUUUAACACUUUUCCCCCCCAAGUUAUACAUUAGUAAAAGCAGGAAUAACUUUUUCUUAAGUAGAACCAGCAUGUUGAUGUUAACAAAUGGUGGACCUUUAGACUUACUCACUCUCUUAUCUGUCGAUCUCCAGGUCCCCCAUGCGACAUCUGGCUUCUGAAUCUGUGUUACAGGAAGUGCAAAGUGCCUUCAGACAGGGGCGCUGCUGUCAGUUGAUGCUCUAAGCCAAUCAGUAGCUCCCCAUUCAUAAAAAAAGGUACAUACAUCAACUGACUGCUGUAGCCAGUCAGCGGCGCCCCUGCCUGAAGGCACUCAGCGCUUCCUGUAACACAAAUUCAGAAGCCCGAGGAGAUCGACUGGUAAGAGAGUGCCCGGGGGCCUCCUGACACCAUAGCAGCUUUCUGUAGAUGAAGUUGUUAUGGUGCCUAAACUGUUCCAUUCAUUUUUUUAAAUUAACUUUGCUUCUGUUUCUGUUUUGCCAGCAAAAUGUUUGCUCUGCAGUAUAACCAGAUAGGUGGAGUGAUGUCUGAUAAAGAAGGUGAAAUAGUGAAAGAAUGGCAAUGGCCUCGGAAAGGAAAGUUAUCCGAUCCAAUUACAUUGCAGGUAACAAGCGAAUGGUAGGAUUGUUCUAUAAUCAGUAUGUUUUAUUUGCUAAAUCAUAAUUUUUGAAACAUUAACAACCCAACUAUUGAAUAAAGGCCAAAAUAGCCAAGUUUAAAAAAAGAUUUUGUCUGGAAUCGCUUAUUUUUGCUCAUCUAGAAAGGCAAAUCACCUUGAAUUCUAUUAUUUAAAGGGACAUUCCAGACAUAAUGCUAUACUGUUGAUAAAAAAAAUUAAAUGGGAAAAAGGAAUUCUCCAAUCAAUGCUCCUGUGCUCAAGGAAUUAUAGGGUAUGUAGCACAGCUGAUGGCUCUCUAGUGACAGCUGUACAGUGUACUACAAAUCUAUGUCAAAUCGAAAAAGGAGAAAGGAAUAGAAAGUCCUGCAGAUAGCCUGGUUUAACAAAUUGCCCAAUAAAAACUAAAGAAGACAGAGUGGCCACGGAUGGGCCAUCAUAGGUAGUUUCAGUAUGAGCCUCAUAUGAAAAAAAAUGUUCCCUCAAUAAAGUACUUAAAGGAAAACUAUAGUCACCUAAAUUACUUUAGCUAAAUAAAGCAGUUUUAGUAUAUAGAUCAUUCCCCUGCAAUUUCACUGCCAUUUAGGAGUUAAAUCACUUUGUUUCUGUUUAUGCAGCCCUAGCCACACCUCCCCUGCCUAUGACUGACAGAGCCUGCAUGAAAAAAAAAAAAAUGGUUUCACUUUCAAACAGAUGUAAUUUACCUUAAAUAAUUGUAUCUCAAUCUCUAAAUUGAACUUUAAUCACAUACAGGAGGCUCUUGCAGGGUCUAGCAAGCUAUUAACAUAGCAGGGGAUAAGAAAAUCUUAAUUAAACAGAACUUGCAAUAAAGAAAGCCUAAAUAGGGCUCUCUUUACAGGAAGUGUUUAUGGAAGGCUGUGCAAGUCACAUGCAGGGAGGUGUGACUAGGGUUCAUAAACAAAGGGAUUUAACUCCUAAAUGGCAGAGAAUUGAGCUGUGAGACUGCAGGGGCAUGUUAUAUACACCAAAACUGCUUCAUUAAGCUAAAGUUGUUCAGGUGACUAUAGUGUCCCUUUAAAUUGCAAGUAUAAAGUAAAGUUGUACCUUUUUAAAUAGUUUUGUUACUUAGUUUGUUGUAUAGUACAUAGAAAGCAACAUUUUGAUUUUGAAGAAAUGCACUAAUAUUUCCAUUUUAUUUAGGUUAAUGAAAACAUAUCUGUUAGGAUUGUGGGUCAGUUUGCUAUUACGUUGAUCUACAAAUGGCAGCAUGAAACUGUGCGCUUAUCUCUGUCACCCCUCCUUGAGGUUCCCCCUCCGCAGCUUGAAGAUCUGGUAAGUUGAUGUACAAUUUACUCAGCUGAGGCCUGAGCAAGAUAUGAAUGUACUAUAAGCUAUGUAUGUCAUAAAUACGUCUUGCUAGAUCUUAAAGCAUUGUGUUUCUCUUUAUAUCAGGGGCUGCUGCUGACUAAUGAACAUUUUUCUUCAAGAACAGCGAGAGAGCUUUGCAAGGGUAUCAAGAAAAAGGGAAAGGACUCAAAAAAGAAUCCAAAGAAAGCUGUAAGAAAAAAACAGGAUUUCCAUUACAUUCCAUACACUUUUUUGUUAUAUAUAUAUAUAUAUUUGUUUAUUUAUUUUUAUUCUAUUAUCUGGUUUGUAACCAAAAAAUAGCUAGUUUUGUUUUAUAAGGAAAACACAGAAGUAUUAAAAAUAAUUUAGACAAUAUGUUUUUUUGGAGAGUAUCGUAAAUGUGCCUUUUGCAGAAGACAGCGCCAACUGUGCUAACUGCUACAGCUCUGUUUGUUAAAUAUCACAAUAUCUAUGUUUGUAUGGAAUUGUAACCUUUAUAUAAAACGUAUAGCAGAUUCUAAAUUGUUCCUAAUUGGAAUUGCAGUUUGGGGGGAGGGAGGAUCCCCAAAAUACCUCACAAUAAAGGUAAUUCAGGGAUUUUUCAGAUUUUAUUGAAUAACCCCAAAAUGACCCUUGCCACUGUAGAUAUGCUCUCUCUCUAUGGUAAAUAGUAUUACUGUCUUUGCUUUUACUCAAUACAUUAUUUAUUAAUGAAGGUCAUGGAUACGAAUUGAACUGUUGCCAUAUCCUAAAUAAUUUAAAGUGGUUAAACCGGGCACAAUGCUGAGGACAAAAUGAGAGCACACAAGAGAACACUUUGUGAACAAAAAAUAAGAAAAUGGCUUGUGGUUGCUUUAUCUUACAAUAAAAAAGGGACAGGGGCAUUCUUGGAGCGGGCUGACCUCUUGAAUAAACCAGAAUUAAGUUCCUGAAAAAGGCACCCUAUCAUUGUUAGCCCUGAGAAAUAACACCUCCAGUUCAAUAAUUAGUGCCACAUUAUUGCACCAUAUUUGGUGUUAAUUAUACAGCAUGGUCAGGGGUGUUACUAGGGUAAAAAAACACCCAAGACUCAAGCCCAAAAAAUGAUUGGUGACUCCUUUUUGAAGUGCUCCGAUGGCCCCUUCCCCCAUUCCAUCACUUAACAAGCCUCUUGGCACAUUAACAUUUACUUACAGACACACACACAGCUAUAUACACACACACACAGAUGGGCAAACACAGACAACCUCAGACACACACAGGCGCACACAGGCAAAUACAACAUCAUAGCAGAAAUUUUAGGGUUUGUGCUAGAGGUGCCAGGUUUACAGCAGGUGUAGGUUUAAUAGAGCAUGAUGUGUAGUUCAUAAAUAUAGGUUUAUAUACAAUCUUAAUUCAUUCAAAGAUUCAUAGAUCCUCUAGCAACACCUGAGACUGGGCUCAUUUCCAUAAUCACUUCAAUAUCUGCAAGAUUUCUGAAGAUGGUGUUUAUGUAGUAAAGUUAUCCUGUGCUGUCAUUUCUCUCAACACUCAAAUGGCCAAGAACAAGCUUUCACUUUAAAAGGUGUGGCUGGUUGUGUGACCAGAGAAAGGACUGAUACUGAUAACCAUUCAUGUAAUUGAAAAAUGUUCAAUUAUAUUAAGGAUAAUGUUUCUUGUACUGUUCACAUAAACAGUUAGGAUCUUUAAACCUGCUCUGGUCUAUCAGACUGUAGAUUGAUAUGCUUCAUUGGUAGCUUUUAUACAUGUCUUGUACUAAAAGGGAAACCUUUUACACCUAAGAAUUGUGUAAGAAUCCCUGAUACGGACACACUGUCACCAAAAAGGAGUUGUCUACUUUAAUUUACAUUUAGAAUACAGAAUUCAAGAUUCCAACUGAUGCCGGGUGAUGUGUUCUCUGUGUAGGCCUACCCUACUGAACUGUCAAUCAGACAGCCUCCUAUCCCACUUCCUGUAUGUAUGUUUAAUCCAGCUAGAAUUGGGGUGCAACAGCACUGUUCCUCACUAGUGUCCUCCACAGCACGCCAAUAUUUAAUUAUGAGAAGCAUUGGAGUGGUCAAGAGUACAGAUAGCAACCCAUGUAGGAUUUGAUCCAGUACUCCUUUAUGAGAAGCAUUUCACUGUGCAUUGUUAUAAUUGUUAUUAAUUAUAAAGUGCCAAUAAAUUCUGCGGCGCUAUACAAUCGGUGGACUAACAGCCAUGUAUUUGUAACAAGACGAGCUAGACUCACAAGAAGAGGCCCUGCUCAAUAGAGCUUACAUUCUAGAAAGAGUUCAACAUUAACAAAGAAGUGGAUCUGCAGCUUAAUGCAGCUGAUUAAUUAAACAUUUGUAUGGGGUUAAAAUUUUUGUUUGCAAUUUUGAGCAAAUGUGUUUUUUAUGAGGAGCAUGGACAUUGAUAAAUAAAAUAAGGUGUGUUUUGACCCCCUCCCUUCCCAUCAAAAUUCAGCCCCUUUACUUGUUUAAUAAUGUUCUGUUUUCAUGUAGACCAUUUUAUCACAGCUGGCAAAAACGCUUGAAAUUCCUGAAAAUCAAAUAAGCACAUUAAACGACUACAGUGCAGCUACGGAGCUCCACAAGAUCCAGAGAAAAGUGCGAAAUAUUGUGGAUGACUGGAUGGACCAUUACCGCUUGGCUUUGGGUAAGAUUUUCUAUUAUGCAAUAUACAGAUGUCUGUAAAUAUGUAAGGGGUGGCAGCUAUGAUCAGGCAUUAGGCACAAAAAUGUAUCCUAUACCAUGUCGAAAGGCUAUAUCAUUCUAAUGUCACUGCUUGCACUUGUGUAGGUGUUUGUGAUUAUUCCAGUGAACUUGAGAUGUUUAUUCCUUUCUUCUGUUACUUUGUGCAAGCUGUUUUAAUUGCCUUUAUGGAAUCUCAAGGGUAAAAAAUAAAAAGCAGAUUCUUGAGAAAACACUUAAAUGUACAAUGUACUAUAACCCCAGACCAUGAUACAUGGUGGAACUCUGGUGUCAUCUUCAUUAGCAAGCUAAACGUAAAUCAAUCUAUGCUAUAUCUUUAAUCUUCUGAAUUGCUGUUUUUUUGUAGGUAUUGACUCCCCUCAUAUAAAAAGGAUGUCCGAGGCUCCUCCAAAAAUGUCAAGAAGACGUAAAGUUCAGUCUGCCAUUGUGUUCCCUGUGACAUUAUCUGCUCCAAAGCCGGGGACCAUCAAGCAGACUGAUACAGAGGAUACGAGUAUAGAAAGUCUUCUUCAAGAACGUUUUCGGUCUGCUCCAGCUUAUAUCCACAUGAAGCGUUGUGAUACUCCUCGGAGCUCUACUUCUCCCAGGUAUGACAGAGAGGAAUAAAAUACAGACCAUUAUAUUUAUAGAAAAUAUUGAAUCUAUAUCAACAUUCUACUAGUAUUCCAAUUCAGAGUACCACAGAUGAACACAAGAAGGGUUUGUGUGGGAGGAGAUGUCUACUAGAAGUUACAAUUUACAGAGAGAGAAAAGUAACAAAUAGGUAAAAUAUUUUUACACAUUGUAAAGCAGCGAGAACAUCCCUUAUCCUGGAAUCUGAAAUGUCUUGGCAUGUUUGGACUGUAUCAUAUCUAGGCGCCAACUCUUUCUUGAAUAUGAAUUUGUGUGUUAAAGACUUACAUUAUUAUUAAGCCUCCAAUUUUGAAAUACAUGAAAUUAACAUUUAAUCCAAUGCUGCAAUAUUCCUGGUGCUGCAGCAACUCCACGCACUGUAAGAUUAACAUGAUCAAUAAUAUUGGGCCAUUCCAACUCUGCCCAUAGGGAGGUAUUGGGGUUCCAUGGCGCAUAUGUGACAAAGCUGCAGUCUACCAAUCAGAUGCUUCUCACGGAGAAGCAUUCAUUCCAAAGCUUUUCUAUAAGAAGCCUUCACAGUGUUUGGUGAUGUCAAACAUGACGGAAUUCAAUAAUUGAAAGUCUUCAUAAGAAAGUGCCUCUAGUGUCUUUCUUAUUGGCAGUCACUAGAGGCAUACUUAAUGGUAAAUAUAAACAUGGACUUUUCUCAUAACUGGCAAUGUUUACAUCUGUCUGAACGCACUAUAGAUAUAGUGUUUUUUGUGCUUCGCUUGUCCCGUUAAAGGUUUUUUUUUUUUUGACAGUCUUUAUUUUGACUUUUAGCAUGGGUACAGUGUGUCAGUUUUUGAACAGAGUAAGGUACAAAGUAUCAACUUAUAAGAUAUAUAACAUCUAACAGGAUUGAAACAGUAUGUGAACAAAUCAAACCACGGAGGAUCUUAAAACAGUGAACAUGUUACAAUGUUAAAGGGUUUUUUUUAUCAUCAAAAUGCAUAUGUGUAGAAAAAUGAAAUCUUCAAAAAAUAAUUCUACGUUAUACCGGUACUUUUUCAUAUAUAUGUGUGUUUGUAUAAUUUUCUUUUUUCUGACAAGAUAGGCUUGCAUGGUAUCAUAUAAAUAUGUUCUUCUGUGUCACAUUAAAAUAAACGCAAUCAGACUUCCCUGGUUUUUCUUAGAAAACCAGAUUUAUUUUUCCUGCUUCACAAGUUCAAAGCCAGUUCUUACAAUGUCAUUAAUGUUAAAAUGGUCAACAGCUGAUGGUAUAUGCAGGAUAUUCAGAGUGCAUAGACGCUCUGCCUUUGAUGUUCUGUGUCUCCUUGUCUCCCGUUCUAUAUGUACACCACCAAAGUGGGUGUGCAAACAUUACAAAGUCAAUUCUAUUGAUAUAAUAUGCUUGUUGGAAAUUUUAAUAACUAUAUUAGGUCAUCCCAUGUUCCACGGACACUCAGAAAUAGAAAGGACAAACACUUCUUAUCAUCAACCAUGCCUUAGUGUGAAAUGCACAUAAGAAAGUUUCCAAAAAACUGAAUAUUUUACAAAAUGUCAGCUACUGAAUGGUAUUAUCCAACCUUCACAAAUAUAAAUAUGUCCAUGGUGUGAUACAGGAAGUCUUAUUAAAUUUGAAGCUGUAAAGUUGAAAUAAUUGAAAGGAGGUAUGUGUAAUGGAUGGACAGCUCCUCUAUGAUAUUUCUUUAAUUUUGAAUACUCCAAAUCCCCAAUCUCGAGGGGCAGGGCAGGACAGCUAAGAUGGCCAGACGUGUUUCCUCUCACCUCCAGCUAAACUGAGCUGAAUUUACUCUGUUUUUUGCCUGAGACUCUACAUGCAGUAGCCCUGAACAAGCAGCAGACAGUUGCUAAACAGAGGGGGGUUUCGAGAAUACCUGCUUAUAAUCGUCCGGCCAUGCACUCACCACCACUACUUCCGACUGUACGGCCUACUAGGCCUGAGGGUCUGGUGGUUGGGGGAGGCAGAUGAUCUCCCGACACGGGGCCCACAAUGCAUAGCUACUCGCAUGACACCCCGCGUCCCCCCCUUUGGACUGGCGGGGGUUAUCUCUUCCCACUGGCUGGCCACUAGUCCUUGUGUGGAAACCAGAGCCAGAUAGCAACCUGCAUGAAAGACGCAACCGAGAGUGGCAAGAUGGUGGCUGCGCUUCUCCCUCAUGAGCCUACCUCUGAGAAGUCCCAGACAGAUUGCUGUUCCUAGUUGGAACAGUCUGUGCUACGGCUGGAGGGAAUAUUCUCACUCUUCUGGGACACCCUGGAGAAACAUGUUAUGCUGAUUACACCACAAGAAGAGAACCGUGGGAAUUAUGAACUGGAGGUGAGCGGGGCCAAUCCGGGCACAGCCAACUCUAUCCCGCAAGGUGCACCCACCUAGGCUGAAGGCCUUCAAGGGUAACCCCCCAAAGCAUCAUCCAUGUAGAAGGAAGACUAUCCACUACAGGCGGCAUUGAAUAAUCACAGUCUCCUGUCACCCCCAUUGUGGGAAGGACUUGGACUCCCAGAGACACAGAGUCCGUGGUACCAAGAUGCCGGCCUCUGUGCAGGCCUGGGUUUGGAAGGUAGCCCUGCCUCACUUCCUCUGAGUUGGUACCUUUGUCGGAUCAGAUGAGAGGUCACUGCAUUUUCCCAUGCUUGGCAUCGGAUGAAAGAGUUCUCACCUGUUUAGAUAGCCCUAUUUUUCUAUGGAUGCAAUUUAUCUCCUAUCUGGGCUUCCUAGGCAUUUAUUUGAUGUAUCUGUGUUCUUUAUGUUUAUUAUUUCUUUUACUUAUCCACUAUGCUUUUGUUUUUAACCUUGUAUAGCACAUUAAUACUCUCUAGAGUGCAAGCUUUAGAGGCUCAAUACCAGUGGGUGACACUUUAGAGGAACGUACCUUCUUGUACAAAUCACACCAGCUCUAAGUUUCAUACCACCUGCUUUGCAUGCCCAUAUCCAGUGGCCAGCCCCAGUGGACGUUAACCUACUUUGUUCAUAUGACUUACAAGCAUGUUUUAUUAAUUCCCCCUUUUUAGAUAAGCCAUACUGUCAAAUAGUAAAGCUUAUUUUCACUGUUACCCAAGAUUGCAUAUCUAUUGACGUAUAUAUGAUUUAAGCAUGCUCCUCAUAUCUAAAACAUGUGCUGUUAACGCAUAUGCCAUGUUACUGUUGUUUACUUCGCAGUGUUUACGAUGGCUUGUUCCUGCUAUUGUGGCAUAACAAGCAUGUCGUUAUUGUGAGCACUGAAACAAAUAAAGAUUGACAAAUCUCCAAUCUCUUAAAAUGUCACAGUGUAUAUGCAGAAUGACACAAUGCAAAUAGUUUACUGGUGCAGUGAAGUCUCCAUUCAAUAGGCAGGAGUUAAACUUUGAUCACGCUAUGUAUUGUGGUUUUAAUAGAAUGAAGGCCUUCCAUUUACAUGUUUUCAACUGCAAUCAUAAUUCAUAAUGGGCUGUCUUUGUGCUGAAAUGGUUGGCCUUGCAAGGUUGACAGUCAGCCUGGUGUGAAAAUUCGUAUAUUCACACCAGGCAGGGCCGGUGCAAGGAUUUUUGCCGCCCCAGGCCUCUCCCCCCCCUCCUUUCCCUUAGUGGCCUCUGCCCUCCCCCCCAUCUUUCCCUUAGUGGUCUCUCCUCCUUACUCCCCUCCAUCUUUCCCUUAGUGGUCUUUCCCUCCCCAGUGUCCCUUAGUGGUCUCUUCUCCCCCACCACCAUCGUUUCUUUAGUGGUCUCUCCUCCCCCCACCUUUCCCUUAGUGGCCUCUCCUCCCCCCCGGUGUCCUUUAGUGGUCUCUCCCCCCCCUCCAUCUUUCCCUUAUUGGUCUUCCCCUCCCUCUAUCUUUCCCUUAGUGGUCUUUCCCCCCCCCCCGUGUCCCUUUGUGGUCUAUUCCCCCCAGUGUCCCUUAGUGCCAUCUCCCAUCCCUUCCCUGUUGUGCCUCCUACCUCUUUGCCGCGGUACAGUAGCUUUUGUUUCCCAUACCCGGCCGGACUGACAGGAAGUGCUUACUGAGAGAGCACUUCCUUUCAGUCUGACUGGGUACAGGAAGCUCCUGUACUGUGGUCCGUGCGGACCGGCCAUGCUACACUGAGUGACUAGCAGGAGGGAGCCUAAGUAGCCUAUAGGACGCACCGGCCCUGACACCAGGCUAAUCUGCCAGUAACAUGUUUGCCCCCUUUUGAGUGGAGCUAAUAACAAAAUUACAUCACUGACCCACUUAUUUUACCCCUUGCCAUUGACUUUCUGAUUCCUGGACUGCCAAAAGGGGAAGGUAUGCAGAAAUGUAUCUUUAAACUACAGUAAAUGUGUUUAGAAAUCAAUCAGUGUAAAUAAGAUACAAUUUUCUUGUUCCAAAUUACAUUUCAGUUGCAUAAAUUGUUAUUAGUAAGUCAGUUAAAAUUUCCCAGACAGCCCUGCCCUCUUUGACCAUUUGAAAUGUUGGGAGUUAUGCUAAUGUGUUUUAACAAAGAAUAUGGGACAGUGGUUUGAUAAUGAAAUCAUACUACAUUUAACAAAUCCAGACCAUGGAACUUAAAAUUUGAGUCAGAAUAGUUAUACAUCAAGCAGCUAUUUCUUCAUAUAUAUUUUCAAGAAUGUGAAUACAUUUCUCAGAGAUUUACUUUCUUAUUGUCAUUAUUUGCAGACCUUCUUCUCUUCGAAGUUUAAAAAAAGAACGAACCAUUACAGAAUCCAGUCUCAGUAAGAGUGUAUCUAAUUUACCAAUCAUCAAUAAAUCAAGGUAACAUUUACAAACUAUAGAUAUUUUCUAAUUAUUAUUGGUAUUUAUAUAGCGCCAGCAUAUUCCGUAGCGCUUUACAAUAUUAUAAAUGGGGGAGAUUUAACAAUAAUGGAUACAAGUACAAAAACGUACAGGAGCAAUAUAAUGAAGAGGACCCUGCUCAAAUUAGCUUACAGUCUAGAGGGCUCAAAUCCCCAUCCUGUAUAUAAUUGUAUGAAAGCUAAAUAAUGAAAUUUAAAUUAACAAAGACCGAUAGAUGAUCAAAGCACCUCCAAACGUUAAUAGUAGACAAGUCUACUUCCAAACUGAGAGAUUUCUCCAGUACUUUAGUUAUAAUUAAGGUACUGGAAAUGUUAGGACAUAAAGCUGAAUUGAAUAUAUUCUCCAGUUUUUUCUUUUUUAGUCAAUAUUUGUUUAAUUGAAUGCAUAUUUUAUUUUGUGCUCACUAAAAGAUUAGACAAGCCUCUUUUUUAGAUAAAUAAAAUUAACAAAAAUAAUAAUAAAUGUACACAAGAUGUCAAGCAUGUCUAAUCUGGAGACAGAGAUUAGUAAACAUACAGUUUGGUAUAACUAGACCACUGGGGAUCCGGGGGGGGGGCAACGGGCAAUGGGGCAAUAGCCCCCCGAGGUUCUCCCCUGCCGGCUAAUGCAGGGCUUGUACUAUCCAAGCACCAGCCCUGCAAUGUGCCUUCACAGACCGGAGGGGAGAUCAGAGAUCUCCCUCCACGGUCCGCAGGCACUGUGCGGGCAACCGGCAGGGGAGGGAGGGAAAGAGGACCUGGGAGUUCAGCCUGCAGCUCCUCCGGGUCCUCCUCUCGCGGGCUAGAGUUCACUCUUACCACUGGGACCACCGGCAGGGACGUAUUAGCCGCGAGGCAAACAAGGCAUUUGCCUUGGGCGGCAUUUUUCAGGGGGCGGCAAAAAAAGCCACCCCCCAAAUGCCCAGGACAAAUGCCUUGUUAGCCUUGCGGCUAACUGAAAUGCUGGGCUGGGCGGGCGGCUGGCGAGGGAGCACUUCCUCUGAGCGGUCUGCUCAGCUCCCUCGCGCGCCGCAGAGUGAGGCUGGGAGCCGGGUUGAUGACGUCAUAUUCCGGUUCCCAGCCUCACCCUGCUGCACGCGAGGGAGAUGAGCAGACCACUCAGAGGAAGUGCUCCCUCGCCAGCCGCUUGCCCAGCAGUCCAUCAGCCUAACCGGCAGCAACUGGACCCCCAGGGUGAAGGAGAACCCCCCUCCAGCAUUCCCAAUGGUAAGGAGGCUGGGGGGUGGUUAAAUUAAAAAAAAAAGUGUUAAUGUGACUGUGUGUGUGUGUCUGACUGUGUGUGUCUGACUGUGUGUGUGUGUGUCUGACUGUGUAUGUGUAUGUGUCUGACUGUGUGUGUGUGUGUGUGUGUCUGACUGUGUGUGUGUGUGUUUGUGUCUGACUGUGUGUGUGUAUUUAGAAGGUGGAGGGGGGGAGGGUUGGGGGGGGUGCCUGAGUUUUGUCCUGCCUAGGGCAGCACAAAACCAGGAUACACCACUGACCACCGGGGAUUCUCCACCGGACCACCAGGGUUUGAGAAAUAUACAUUUAUUUAUUUUUAUUUAAAUUUUAGUUUUUAUAUAAAAAAGCCUCCCUACCCUCCUCAUCACACAUUCACACACAUUGCCCCCCCAUACACACACUGCCCCACACACACACAUACACUGGCCCUACAUACAUUGCCCUCCCAUACACACACUGCCCCCACACACAUAUAUACACUGCCCUCCACCCCACACACACACUGCCCCCCACACAUAUAUAUACUGCCCCUCCAUACAUCAAACACAUUCACACAUUGCCCCACACACACAUACACUGCCCCCCAUACACACACUGCCCCCACACAUACCAUACACAUUCACACACUGCCACCCCAUACACACAUCCAGUCCCAGGCCCGAUCGCAGGCCAGCAUCUUCAAGCCACGGACUCGGGGCUCAUAGAGUUAAAGCCCUUCCCUGAAGGGGGAAACAGAAGGAUUUGGCAGGACGUCUCUGUUGGUAGCGAUUAGUCCUCUGUUUGUUUGGGUGAUGGCGCUGGGUCUUGCCUGCUUUGGCCCUUGGUCUAAGUGGGCUAGUAGUCGUGGGUGCUUGUGCUGGGAAGGAAUAAUUGCCUGAAGGAGACCUCGUCAUCAUCCGGACCUUGCUCUCCCAAGCUAAGGGCAACGUGGCUUUCUGAUAUGCCUCCAAGGAGGCCCAGAAGCAGUUAAAGAGCUCCUCCAGCCGCCACAUGGAGUGCUCCUGUUUUUUCUUGUUCAGCUAUUUUAGCUUUAAAUUUCCAUUUAAAUUUCCAUUUGUCAACAUUUCACAGGUUUACUAAAUAACCCCAUGAAAUUGUAUGAAUCACAAAGCAAAUGAUACUUUAGAAUUUUUUUAUUUUUUUUUAAGGUACUUUGUGUAUUAACCUUUUUGUACUUAUAGGUUGCCUACAGUCACCCCUGGACCUCUGCUAUCUGUUGAACAAAACUCUGAGAACCCGUGGCACAUGACCUGUCAUGCAUGUCCUGUUGUCCUACAAAACAUCCUCUUGGGUCAAGAAGGCCAGAUGUGCAGAUGCAGCAACCACCAGGUUCCCUAUGUCACCGACUUGGAAUAUGACAAACUGAUAAACAAGACGUCAUGCACUGAUCAAAUCACAGUUGUGUGUGUUGUGUCAUCAUUAACAUCAGAAGAAAACAAGAGCAAAGAUGUGUUAGACGAACUGUAUGAGAAAAUGAACCGCUACAGAACCAUGCCAUGUAUGCAGGUACUUUGCAGUUAUUAUAAGAUACACACAUCUGUGCAAUAUUCUCCAUAACGAACAGGUUAUAAUGCAUGGAUCACUUACCUUUUGACUGCAGUCCCUAUUCUUGACAGAAUUGGGAUAUACAUAUCCUGGUCUGCCUGAGAUUAAUGGGAGAUGUAUUCCCCAACAGCAUCUACUGCCAUUUUAAUAACGACAGUUGAAAUACCUGCCUCCCAGGUCUGCAACUCCCACUAAUCUCUGGCACCAUUGGGUCAUAGUAUAUCCCAUUGCUGCCUUUACGGUAAAGUUCUCCCCUUAAUCCCUAUAUGACCCUACCACACUACCCUACACAUUAAACUCUACAGUACCAUAAAACUAACAAGGUUAUUUACCAAAGUGAGGACUGUCGAGAAUUAAAAAUUAAUUUGAAAUUUAAGGUCAAAUAGCUGAAGUGGAAAAAUUCUCAACUCAGUUGAGCUACUUUGGCCUAAAAUUUGAAAUUCACUUAGAAUUUGCGAUAAUACUCACUUUAGUAUAUAACCCUGCAAAAUACAUUCAUUAACACUUACACUAACGCUAACCUAAAUGUUAUUACAGACAGGAGGCUCAUAUUAUGUUUUAUACUUUCUAUACUACUCGAAGCAGCAAAAAUAGCUUAACAAUAAGAUAGGUAGAAUUAACAAAACAAAAUAGUGCUACAACCAAACUUGAACAGGUAAAUCAUUGGACCAAUCAGAAAGGAGCACAGCUUAUAUAACAGGAAGCCUGAAAAAAUCCCUGCUCUUUCUGCUGCUUCAUACAGUUAAGUAUUCUACAUGACUUACCCUCUAACAUAAGUCCUGGUUUCUAUAAUAUUUGGUUUAAAUUGCAUGCAGCAUUUCAGCAAACAUGGAAAUUGUGACAGUAGAUAUAUUCAUAUAUAUUUACAUUUUUAUUUGCUGUACCUCUUGUUGGUCACAGUGAAUUUGACUUAGUCUUUUCUUUUCUGUGAUUCACAUUUGGUCCAGCUGUCAAUGCGAUGGGCAUUCCAUUUUAGUUGCUACCGUGAGUGCAUCCCGUUGUGGCUGCUAUUAGCACUCCUUUACUUUUAUACAUUGAACUUUUGCCUAACCGAGCUCCAAUCGAGGCCUUCAUUUUGGAUGCGAGCAUUGCAUAAGAUGUCACCCUCUGUUCUCCCCCUCCACAAAGUCCUCCUUUGCUCUUCUGCGGUUGUGGUUUGCUUGGUCAAAUGUCAUUUGCAGCAGCAAUUUCGGUGCGUGACCAGUGUGUCUAUCUCUGCCCUCUGUUCCUGCCUUCAUUAUGUAGUUUCCAACAUUUUUCCCUCACACUGGGUGAUUUUACGAAUCAGUUGAAGACAUUUUGCUCUAACUCAUUUUCAGUCGGCCAAGAGUUUUCAAUUAUUUCAGAUAAGUUUGAAUCUAUUGGUUUGGAUGCUAAGGGCCAACCCUUUUUUGAUCCUGGGCACAUCAAACAUCCCGAUCUGGUGGAUGGGUUCCAGCUACCCAUAUAUCACAAUACCUAGAAAUUUGGCUGAGAAAGUCUUUGGAUAAAACAACAAGGUAUCCAUGAUCCCUGAUUUGUAUCCCAUCAUUGUUCAAUUAUGUAAAUCAUCGAAGAGUUCCAAGAAAAGAUUAGACAGAUCAAUGAGAUCUUGUCAAGAUAAAUUAUUAGAUAUAUUGCUCUCUGGAAAUUUGGCUUUAUCCUGUGAACACAUAGAUCAAUCAUCAUGCGAAUGGACCCCCAAUGGCCAAAAUUGCCAACAAUGAUCCAGGUCCUUCCGCAGAUGGCCUUUUAUUUGGGAAAGUAUUCAUAAAAGAAAUACAUUAAAAACUUUAGUAUUUUCUCAUCUCUAGACAAACUUCUAUGAAAAAGUUUUUUUUUUUUUAUCCAAAGGUUUUUGGAGAGACUGAGAAAGGUUGCUUAAGCAGUCAUAGUUCCCAUAAUAGACAAUAUUCCAAAGGCACUUUCCACACUUUCUCCAUUUUUUUCCUCCAGAGGGAGGCAAUGGAAACCUUGAGGUCAAUUUACUUGCUUCAUCAGAUGUAUUUACAAAUUUUCAAUUCUUCCAACAUAAAAUUAGGAGACAGGCUUUCCAUUUUUUCCCCCAUAUUUGGGAUAUGAUAAGACCAGAUCCUUGGUGUGGCGGACCGCUUGACCCCCCCCGACUGAGUACCUCUAGCUCUUACAAGACCUAGUGAUAUUAUAGAAAUCCCCCCCACACAUGAGAUGAGGCUCUAUGCUGGGAAGUCAUCUAGUUUAAUGGGAGCCACACACUGACUUUUAUGUAACUCCUCAUGCAAAGGGGUUUCCUUAAUCACAUUCCAGGGGCAUUCCCCACUGGACCUGAGAGGAGACUAAUUACAAACAAACAUUCCACACACUCCUCCCAUGUGCCUGAGAGAGAAUUACCUGAGCACACAAACAUAUAAUUAAAUUAUCUCUCAGGUACAAAAACAUGCAAUUUUAACAAACCCCAAAAAUCACCCCCCACCUCACAUCACCUGAUAGCCCCGAUCUGGGGGUCCAACAUAUCCAAAAAUCACCCAGAUCGGUUCAGGGGUUCGGGAUUUCCAUGGAAGGCAUAAUUUUGCCUGACCGUGCACUUGGUCCUAUGCCCAAAACAGUUCCAUGAAAUCAGUGCUAACGAUCCGUGAAAGGUAUCCAAUCUGGGUUUCGCUGCUAUUACUCCCCAAUUAUCCCUUUUUAUCUAUUUACUUACGUACUCAUUGGUUACCAUCAGGUAUACAGAUGUCCAUACUUAUAUAUGCUACUAGGAACACCCUUAUUCAUAGGUAUCCAUAACCUCUCAUUAAGGGGGAUCUCUAUCCUAUUUUCAUUUGGACAAUAUCUAAUAGUAUACCUAUUCGAUAUACCCAGACUCAGACAAAAUAGCUGUUACAAUUGAAACGAACACUUUGCAACAUUGUAUUCAGCACACCUGUACCUAAUUAUCAUGGAUACUAAUCUAAGCAGCUAGUCCUAUUUUAAUCACUACCUUUAUUGGUUUCUUUCUCUCCACACUGUAUUCACACUGUUAACUCAAACCCCUUUUUUUUUUGUUCGUUUCCUCAUUAGGGAUUUAAUAAAAUUAUAGUUCUUUUUUUGCUCUUUAAAAUAGGUAUUUCUAGCCGAAUAUUGAGCAUCUUUUCUGAGGAUACUAAGUCUGUUAUUGGGUUCGCCUGCUUAGCUUACCUUUUCCAGCCUUUCCUUUUCUUAUCAAUUUUGGGUUAUGCCCUCAGUAUCCCACAACCACUUCAACUCUGUUGAAAGGUUUUCCUUCUCCGCAUUGUUGGACAUUUCUUAACGAUCGGUCAGGUUCGGUAGUUUAAAACUGAACAAACUACCGAACAUAGUCAAUAGUCUUACCCUGGAGCUUAUUCACCUUGUUCGUGGAAACGUUUCCAGUGAACAGUGCCCUUCUAAGUUGUGUAGAACCGAACGCAGGCGAUGCUGGAAGUCCAGCAGCGUUUGGGAGUUUCUGUGUCCGAUUUCAGUUCCAUGAGAAUGAGAUUCAUGCCCAAACAUAUACGGCUCUGCGAUAAAAUUCAAGAUUUUCCUAGCCCUGGGGAGUAUUAUCACAUCCAUUAACCCAUCCCUAUUUUUCUCUACUCUUGGCAGUGCUAGGGAAAAUUGUUCUUCUGCCGACAAUAUUCUGGAAGAAUUUCAAGCUUCAUUGUUCUGAUUUCCUGUUAUAUUUGGAAUAUCUUCUUUAUGUUCUCAAAUUUUAUGUUCACUAUUGUUGCAGCACGAAAGAGGUAGGAAUUCUUCAGCCUCCCUGUUAUAUAACCUGUACUCCUUCCUGAUUGGUCCAAUGAUUUACCUGUUCAAGCUUGGAUGUAGCAAUAUUUUUUUUGUUCUACCUAUUUUAUUAUUAACUCUCUUUUUUUCUGUUGUGAGUAGUAAAAAAAAGUAUAAAAAAUAUUACUCGCCCCAGGACUAGGUAAAACACGAAAUAUUAUGUAGUAGUAGUAGAUUAUAUCAAUUAUGAUUUUAGUAUGAUUUAACACUAAAACCUUGUCUAGACCCGGAUUGUAGAGGUAGUUGUGUACUGUCAGACAGUAUGUUUUGAGAUAACACUUUUUAAAAAACAUUAUCAUGUUAAUUUUAGGAAUAAUAAUGUAUGAUAUUAUGUCACUGCAGGGUCGAACGGACUCUUUCCGCCUUUUAAAAUAUGAUAUCAGCUCACCGAAUGAACUCACUGGUCACAAGAAUUCAUUACUGGUCCAAAGGCACAAUGCAGCCCCAGGCAUGAUCUUGGUAUGUAGAAUUCUGGUAUAAAUAUAAAAAUAAUAUAUUGUGAUAUUGAAUCAAUUGAUGUUAAAGGGUUACUCCAAUAACCAUGACCAUUUCAGUGAUAUGUAGUGGUUAUGGUGGUAGGAGUGAGUAUGUGUAGUGAUAUUGUUAAUUGUUUGCCGGGGGUUAGUUUCCACUGCGCAUUAAACAAAUGUCAAAAUCUGAGCUGAAAUAUUCUGCGCUCUGAGCUGACAAAUUGUCCAAUCACAGGCUUCCCUUUGACAAGUCAGUGAUUGAGCUGCGUGGUUGCACUAAUAAUGUUGUAGGGGGCUUGGAAGAUCAGGGCUGGAAGCCUUGCUCGGUGCUGGAUUCAAAAUAAGUAAAACCUUUUAUAUACAGGUUUUACUGGAAAUAGAGAGGGGGAACCUUCCCCAUAGCACCAGUAUGGCAUAGUACUCCCUCAAAAGAGUUAUGGUAAACCUCUAAAAAUAUUUUAAGCUGAAUUCUUAGGUGUGUUUGCAACGGUAUGCCAUUUAAUAGUUUGAUUACCUUAAAACAUUAAACAAAUAUAACACCACAUUCUUAAAGGGCAAAUGACUGUCAUUCUGUGCACUGAAAGUUAAACAAAUUUGACAUUAGCCUGCACUAGGCACUGUUUCGUCAGUCCGUCCAUCCAUUUCUUCUAUAAAUUACUAAUGACAUUAGUUAUAUUCCAUCAUAGAAGAACAAUUCCCAAAGCUUAUUACGGAGAACAAAAAACAAACACAAUAAGGCAGUUGCAGGGUCGCACAAUAUUGCACACAGCUCUACAGACCCCGUUCUAUCAAAACAAUCAAAUAUUAUCUGGAGAGAGUGUUUGCAGCGGAUAAUAUCCACGAACCCAGGUGGGCCCAUAAAGUUUUCCUUUAAGCUUCGUAGUGGCCAAAAGAUAAUGCCAUGCAUAAGGCAAGAGAGCCCCCUAAAGCCUGUCAAUUUUUAAAGCAUCUGGGAUGCUGCAAAAUCCCUUUUCUUUAAAAAAUGACUGUACAGUUCUAAUGUGUAUUCAUCUCAAAUUCUCCUCUUCUCUUAUUGAAGCCCAUCCAAGAUAUUGAUUAGAAGACACUGUUUUAGAAAAUGCUAUAUAGAUAGUAAUGCAGUUCACAUAUGUGUAUCCUGUGAAAAUGCAGAUCAUGACAUGCACAAUAUUUUUUUUAUUUAUAUAUUACACAACUGAAUAACUUCUUAGCGGCAGUUUUGGUUUGUACGUUGAGUAAUACUUUGAUAGUUAGUUUAUUCAGUUUUAUGAUUACCAUGUAGUUAGUUUUGCACGUGACACAAUUUGGGCAUUAUGAUUUGAAAUUAGCAGUGACUCUAACUGCUAUUGUUUCUUUUUCUAAUUCAGACAGAAUAAUAAUUAUAUUGCAUAGUCUGCAUAGAGGAUAUUUGCUCUGCCAUUAGUUAAGGGAGCACUUGCUUAUUUUGACCACUUGGUGGCACUGUUAUGCUGGAAUCUCAGUCUGCUGGCAGUGAUAGAUUGUGCUCAGCAUUAGAAUUAAAAAUACUCUGUAUACAUUCAGAGCUACAUGCUCAGCAUACAUGUGAUGGAUUGUCAAUAGAUAUGAGAGCUGAGUAUGUUUUGAAAGCUACAUAUAAAAAGAAAUGUUUAAAAUGGACAAAGGUUUAAAAAAUAAUAUCGGGAAGUAUUACUUUACUGAUAGGGUAGUGGAUGCAUGGAAUAGCCUUCCAGCUGAAGUGGUAGAGGUUAACACAGUAAAGGAGUUUAAGCAUGCGUGGGAUAGGCAUAAUGCUAUCCUAACUAUAAGAUAAGGCCAGGGACUAAUGAAAGUAUUUAGAAAAUUGCUCAGACUAGAUGGGCCGAAUGGUUCUUAUCUGCCGUCACAUUCUAUGUUUCUAUGUUUCUAAAUGUGCUUAAGGUUUCUGAUUAUUAUAGCGCUCACUUCUUGAUUCUUCCAAUAUCCAGCGAAGUGACAAUUUUAUUAAAUUUGGGAUCUAAUGAUCAUCUCCUGGUGACAGCGGCUGGAGGUGUAGUUAUCCCCGCACAUUGCUGCAUCUCUGAAACCGCAAUGAUGAUUUAUAUUGUGGGAUUUAACAAACAGGAUCACUGUAAGAUCAUUAAGAUGAAGUUGUGUUGGUGCUUUGUGUGUCCCUUUAAAUUUUGGCUGAUGGCUCAUACAGAAUAUGCACCAUUUUACAUUAUUUGGAAGAAAGCAUUUCUGGCGUAAAAAUCCAUCUUAAUUUAGCUAAAUGUUCUCUUUGAGAUGGGGCUGCUAGGACAUCCCACUGUUAACCUAGGAACCUGCUUACGAUGUCACUUUCUUGGCACUAAAGACAUUUCUGUUGUCUGUGUUUGAAACAAACAACUUUACACAGGGCUAGUGAGGAUAUUUGUCCCCAAGAGACCGCUAUUUUUCUCUGAUCGUUGCAUGUGCUUCCUGCUACAUGAAUAAAUAUACACUCCAGUCAAUGUCCAAACAUUUGUCUCUAGACCACCAGGAAUAGAUUUGACAAUGUUUGCUGCAUUCAGGGGAAUUUUAGAAUGAAGUUUAAUUUUAGCUGCAAUCGGGAAUUGCAACGUGCUUUUUCGAGCACUGAUUUACCUUCCUCACACAAUGAUAGAGCCAUGUUCCAAUACAGUGGGUGUUGUUACUAAAUCUAGGAUUCGGGAGAAUAGACACAGGAAUUGCAGAAAUCUGUCCGAAGAUUAAAAAUUCCCCAACUUAACUUUUUUCUGCUUAUCCCAUCUGUACUUAAAAUGUGAUGUUCCUUUGUCAAUUCUCCACAAUGCUCAGUUUAAUGCAGGGGCAACCAUUGGCAGCGCAGCUGUUCAUCUCCUAUAAAGCUCUUACAUCCAUAAUGUUAGCAAAGCAUCAGGGGAGAUGUAGUCCACAACAUCUGGAGUGCCGAAGGUUGCUACCCCUAGUUUAGCAGAUUAACUCCACUGUUUCUCAGUGUAUGUUAUGUCGCUAUCAAUCUUUGAGAUAAUCCAAUGUUUUCCGAAGAGUAGAAUUAUUAUUAUUGUAAUUUAUAUAGCACCAACAUUUUCCGCAUCUCUUAUAAUUAGCUCUUAGAAUUCUAAAAUGGGGAUACUUGACAACAAGUAAUUAACAUACACAAUAUAAAGUAGACAAGAGGUGAAGAAGGCCCUCAAGCUUACAGUCUAUGAGGAGAUUAAAGUAACCCCUCGAUGAAAUUGUUAUGGGGCUGGAUUUAAUAGGCAUAGUCUCAUCUUCAGACAGCCUAGCCCUGUCGCUUCCUCUGGUGGCUGCCACCUCCAGGAAGGUUUUCCGUGGUGGCCAGUGAAACUCUUGUCUUGGCCUAUCUUUGAGUUGUAGUGCAUGCUGAUACUCUGAAGGGGUUGCCAGCUAGCAUCAGCUUAUCACUGGCUGCCAAGGCCAAUCUUUGUUUACUGUAUGGCAGCCAGAGUUACAACAGAAGAAAUAGAGUUGCUGGGUGCUGAGAGGCCAGUUUCGAGUUAAACCAUUUGAAAAUGAUUGAACCACUGGAGGGAGGUAAAGUGGAACCCAAUUACUUCUGCCUCCAUAACAACUAUAUAGAGAUGGAGUUAUUAUUGACUAGGAGUGUUCCUUUAAGAAAUACUAUUUUAGAGAAGUGUUUCUCAAGGUGAUCAAGUUGUGGCAAUUGGUUGCACUGGGAUUCUGCAGAACUGAAAGCCUCUGCUUCACAGUCUCAACAAGUAAAAGGUUUGCACUGUCUGCAUCAUGUAUUGGUGCUUGUUUCAUGUACUGUGUAUUAUACAUAAAAUACAUUAUUGGGGAGGCUGACUGCCAUGCUGGAGGGUCACUUCCUACAGGAGCUUCGUUCUUUUGGAGAAUUCUUUGUCUGUUUUCUUUAUUGAAACAAUUAAUCAAUACCUGGUUGGGAGGUCACCCACGAGAUUAGCAGGCAGCUUCACUUCGCUUCCUGACAGCAGGUACGACUUGAUGGCAUUGAGCUUUUGGUGGGGGAGGCAGACGAUCCCUUUAGUAUGGUAGUAUAUAAAUGAAAUAAAUAAAUGAAAUGGUAUCAGUGACAUCCAGCUACAUGUGGCAGACUUAUCUGUAGCUUCCCCAGUCCUUGAGUCUAUUUUCUACGUUCGCCUGGCUUAGACCUUUAAACAGACACUUUCUCUGGGAAAUCCUCAUCCUUCCCUUCUAUGCUGAUUUAUCCAUCUGCUGUGCUAGAUCUUGUCUGGAUUUGCAACACCUGUGGGGGAAAAGCCUCUUAUGUACAGCCAGCUGACCAGUGAAAGUUUUUCUUCUGAAUGAGAAUGGAGCAUUAACCUGCAAUCACUACAUAUGCUGUAAUCUAGGGGCCCUCAAAAAUGUUGCAGAAGUAUUGAUAUUCUUGUACAGAAAUUUUAAGUAUCAAAAGUCUUCUGUAUUCUAUUUUAGUACAGGUCGCCCAUUGACAGCUCAACUUUUUUGGAAUGUUAAAAAUAAAAUGUAAAAUCUUGACUAUUUACCAAAAGAUAAGAAAUAAUUCCAUAUGUUUCAGUGGUGAAGAUUAAAGGACCACUACAGUUUCCCAGCCAACGUUAUCUCAACGUAGUGUCUGGGUGCAGUGGUUAUUGUACCCCGACAAUGUAACACAUUGCAAUUUUGUAGAUAUGGGAAAGUUUCCAUUCUAGAAAUUAAAGACACCACUAGUCGCUGUCUUACUGAUAUACAUGAGACAUGCGCCAAGUUUACGCAUCAGGUCCCCAAUGUUCCUCUCUGGGGAGCAUUGUAUUGAACCAUUGCUGGAGGAGGCCUAACCUCGGCGAUGACCUUCGCAAGAGGCAAAAAGGGUAACCGUAAGUCAGUUAUUUUAUGGCAAAUGGGACGUACAUACAGACAGGGUUAGUAUAGUAUUAGAAAUGCAGGUUUAUACCCUUAAUGAUAUAGUGUUCCUUUGGUGCCAAUAUGGAUAAAUAUUUGUUAUUAGGUUUUCAGUUUGCUACAAUUCCGCAUUUAAUGAAUAACUCUCUACCCCAAUGUAACAUUAUAAAUGUCACAUUUUCAUAGGCAUCUCCACUGAAUGCUUAUAGGCAGCGGUUUAACCCAAUUGUGAUAUGUGUGAUUAGAGCUAGAUGUGAGCAGAUCCGAGAUUCAGUAAACUGUAUAGAAAAUAUGCAGGGUAAACACGAUUUAUUUUAUAUGUCGUAACAACAUCAACAUAGAAAAAGUUCACUGCACUCGAAUAUCAGAGAUAAAAUUAAGAAAAAGUCAAACACAUGGAAUACAUAUAUUUUUAUUAAUCUGUAGCCUCUCUUACUUUUCUUUCAUUCCUGGUUUUCAUCUUCUAAUAAGAAGCAUGAAAUUGCCCUUUAUAAAAGGCAAGCAUUGUAUACAGCUGUAUCUAUACAUAUUUUAUUAUAUAUUUUUUUAUUAUUAUUAUUAUUCUUAGCUUGUAAAAUGCAUGAUGUCAGACAGCAUCAAACUCAUGAUGAGGGACUCCUGAUGUUUUCUGCCAAUCCUAGUUAUGGAAUAGAUGCUCAGUUAAAGGGACACUCUACUCCCCAAAUACAAAAUAAAUUAAAAUCACUACUUAGUAGAUAUACCUCAAAAUGAAAACAUCUGUGCAUUUAAUUGUGCAUUGGAGUUAUAUCUAAAAUCAGCUUGCAAAAAAUGCAGUUCUCUUGUCUGCUGCGUUUGCAAGCCCUCCUCUUCUAACCCCGCCCAAACUUUCUGUGGCUGUCUAAUCACAGACUCCCAAUGUAGCUCAAUUAGAAAUCUUUGCAAAGCAGGUGCUCUGGGCAAUUGCGGCCUCUUAAAUUGAAUAAGCUAGCCAAACCAGGAAGUAACAGGACCCAAUGUCUGCUCGAAAGCCAGGGGGUGUAACCAAUAUAAUUUAUAAAAGGGUAAACUUUUUAAUGAAAUCGACACUAUUUCCAAAUUGAAAAAAAGAGGACAUAUUCUUCACAUAUAAAGCUUUUCAGCAAGCUAAAGUGCUUUAGGGGUCUGGAGUGUCCCUUUAACCCCUAAAUGACACAUGACAUGUGUGACAUGUCAUGAUACCCUUUUAUUCCAGAAGUUUGGUCCUUAAUGGGUUAAAGUAAAGUGAGAAAUUGUAUUCAGAAAUGUCAGACGAUGAAUGAUUUGGCCUCUAUAAUGCAGCUAAUGUGUUUCUAUUAACAGAUGUAUGUUCGUGGAAAGCUAUUAUUUGCAAACUACAUUUUUAAUGGUUAUGGCCGAUCACUCAAAGAUCUUCACAAGCAAAUAGCUCAAACUAGAAGUGAAUACCAAAUGGGGUACAGUCUCCCCAAUGACUUCAAAUUCAGGUUUGUGUCAUUUUUCCUAUAUUGAAUAAAGUGGCAAUAUUUAUAUUAUGUGGAUCCUGCCUUAAACAAAAAACAAGUAAAUUAAAUAAUGUGUUAUUUUAGAGAAUUUGUGAUGGUAAUUAAUGAUAGUACAGAUUGCUUUGGCAGCAGACAUAUUUAGUGCUUAUUGAAUUCACUGCAACUGAUGUCAAUAAUUCUGGUAAAAAUCAGAUACUCUUCACUUACUUUUCCUGUAUGUUUUGUUUGAGUUAAAUGUUUGUCUUGUUUAUCCAUUGUACAAUAGAUACAGGCAUUCGUUAUCGAACAAACCGAAUUACGUCUGAAUUUUGGAAUUUGUGAGAUUCCAAAUUUGCCAGCACAAAAAAUAACAACAUUAAGAAAAUGUUUGCGUCAUUUUACUCUUUCAGCUAUUUAGUAGAUAGCUCUAUAAUUUAGUAUCAUAUCCUUAUGUGGGAUUGCCAUAAUUAAUAGUACCAAAUUAGGGACUUCUCUCCUAAACAACUGAAAGAGCAGAUUUAAGAAUCAGGGCUUUCAUUAUUUGUUCUCUUUCAUUUGCUUAAUAGAUGGAUCCCCUAAAUUGGAACCUGAUGUGGGGUUCCCCUACUUAGAAUACUAAACUUGGGUGGUGUAUAGUAGGUUGGUUACAUUAUUUGGUAUUCUGCAAAGAUCCUAAAUGAUGCAAGAACUGCAGUAUGAAGGCAUAAGGAAUAUUUUUGUGCAAAUAAUGUAAUAAACCUGCACAAAUAAGAAAAGCAGCCUAAAAAGUAACCACGUUUUACACAUAAAAAGAUUAAGUAAACUGCAGUCUGCUGAAUGUAUAACUUUAUAUAUAUAUUAUUUUUCUUAUUUCUUUUUUAGUCACGAAGGCCUUCAGAGCUAUUCAUCUCUUAAUACAGUGCAGGCAAGAUAA